Messenger RNA from Bubalus bubalis (water buffalo), 1464 nucleotides. RefSeq names its product ciliogenesis associated TTC17 interacting protein (gene CATIP). Gene Ontology annotation, biological process: cilium organization; actin filament polymerization. The record is from RefSeq and is a predicted model, not a curated record. The coding region runs from base 103 to 1290 and encodes 395 amino acids. Lineage: Eukaryota; Metazoa; Chordata; Mammalia; Artiodactyla; Bovidae. The transcript is spliced from 9 exons.
CUGGGUGUUUAGUGAAAUGGGUUGAUGGCCCUUUAAGAGGCGGUAGGGAGCUCCCAGUUGCCAUGGAGACAUCUGGAUACAAAGCGGGUAGCAGCAGGCAGCAUGUCCUCUAAAGUUCAAUCCAAAGGCUCCAAAGCCAAGGACCACCAACCCUCAACCCAGGAGAAUCUGCCACCCCCAGAGGCCAAUGCUGAGGCCAUCCACUUCCUCAACUCCCUCCGGCAGGAAGAGCUGCUGCUGCUGUUCUUCUCGGAGACUCUGGUCAUGGUCUCGGACACAGGGGAGCCUCAGGGAGAGCUGACCAUUGAGGUGCAGAGAGGGAAAUACAAAGACCAAUCUGGUGUCAUAACGUACUUCCCCUUCGUGCAUGCCUCCAGCCGAGGCUUCGUGGACAAAACACUCUGCGGAAGCUCCCUUCUGGCCUAUCUCUCGUGGAAACUGGAGGUUGUGGAACAACAGAGUCAGGAGUUCAUCAAGGUACCUCCUGGGCCCCCAGCCUUGACCACAGAUGGAAGGUUUUCUAUCCACAUCUCUCCUCGGUUUUCUCUUUAUGGAGGACGGACAAGGUGGCCUCCGGGGGAUCUCACUCAUAUACAGUCGGAAGUGAAGACCGAAGUGACUUUCUUCCCCAGGCCCUCCAUUGAGGGCUUCGUCUCCCAGGCCGCUAACCUGGUGUUGCUGAGGGUGAUGGCCUGGCGGCAUACGGUGCCCAGCAACGCCCGUUUCCUGGCCUUGGACACUGAAGGCAAACUCUGCUGUUCUACUUACCAAGCCCUGGGCUCCCAGACAAUCCAGGUGGGCCAUCAGCAGGUGGAAGUGUUCAUUGUGGAGCAGAUGGUACACUCAGAACAAGGCAUCCCCAUGUCCUGCCAGUUCUACCUGCUCUCUGAUGGGCACCUGGCCAAGAGGAUCCAGGUGGGCUCCCCGGGGUGCUGCAUGAUCACCAAGGUGCCUGUAUUGAGGGAAGAGGAUGAUAUUGAGCCUCGCCCAGUAUUUACGAAGAAGCCCCUGGUGUGGGAGGAGGACUUGGAGCUCUACUCGCGGUUCCUGGACCGAAAGGAGGAGCUCCGUCUCAGCCACAACAGCUAUCUACGGCAGCACCCCGAGGCCCAGGCGCUCAUCUCCGACUUCCUGCUCUUCCUGCUGCUGCGCCAGCCGGUCGACGUGGUCACCUUCGCCGCCGAGUACUUCGGCCCCUUCGCCAAGAGACGCUCGCCCACCCCAGCCUUGCGCUCCUCCAACCGGCCCAGCCCUUUUCGCGAGCUGGAGCCGGAGCGAAGCGAGGCCUAGGCGGGAAGCACGGCGGGCCCGGGGCCUCCCUGGCGGGCACUGGACGGGAAGCGGGGGCGUCAGGGCUGGGCUGGGACGGGACGCGGGCGGGACGCACCCCGGAGGCACCAUUUCCUGCCUGCGGUUUCUAAUGGGAAUAAACGGGGCGCUCCCCAGCCUCUGCUGUGACCCGGA